Molecule: messenger RNA, 3045 nt
Organism: Lipotes vexillifer (Yangtze River dolphin)
Lineage: Eukaryota; Metazoa; Chordata; Mammalia; Artiodactyla; Lipotidae
Gene: PPARGC1B
Product: PPARG coactivator 1 beta
Exons: 12
Coding region: 1-3045 (1014 amino acids)
Biological process (GO): positive regulation of transcription by RNA polymerase II
Cellular component (GO): nucleus
Molecular function (GO): transcription factor binding
Source: RefSeq, a predicted model, not a curated record
AUGGCGGGGAACGACUGCGGCGCGCUGCUGGACGAAGAGCUCUCUUCCUUCUUCCUCAACUAUCUCGCCGACACGCAGGGCGGGGGAUCUGGGGAGGAGCAACUCUGCGCUGACUUUCCAGAGCUAGACCUCUCCCAGCUGGACGCCAGUGACUUCGACUCGGCCACCUGCUUUGAGGAGCUGCAGUGGCGCCUGGAGAACUCCGAGACCGAACCCAGCCAGUACAGCCCCGACGAUCCGGAGCUCUUCCAGAUAAUCGACAGUGAGAAUGAGGCCCUCCUGGCAGCACUCACCAAAACCCUGGAUGACAUCCCCGAAGAUGUUGUGCAUCUGGCCGCCUUCCCAGCCCUGGAUGAUGGAGACGCACCCUCCUGCACUUCUGCUUCGCCUGUCCCCUCAUCUGCGCCCCCAAGCCCCUCCCUGGAGAGGGCCCCAGCCUCAGCCCCUGAAGUGGAUGAGCUCUCGCUGCUGCAGAAACUCCUUCUCACCACGUCCUACCCAGCCUCGGCCUCUGACGGCCAGAAGGAAGGGACCGCCUGGCGCCAGGCAGGCCUCAGGUCCAGAAGCCAGCGGCCUUGGGUCAAGAUGGACAGCGCCCAUGACAGGAAGGCCCGCAUGAUGCAGUCUCAGACGCGGAGUUGCACAGAGCUGCAUAAGCACCUCACCUCGGUGCCGUCCUGUCCCCGGGCUAAAGCCCGCUCCCCUGAUAGUGUCCUCCAGCCACCACCACCCCUGAGUUCCUGGGUCCCUGCCAAGGAGGAUGAGGAGGCGGGUGAGGACUGCCCGAGCCCCCAGCCAGCUCCAGCCUCUCCCUGGGAAUCCCCAGCACCGGGCAGGGCAGACCCCGGCGCCCAGGUGUCCCAGGAGGACAUGCAGGCCAUGGUGCAGCUCAUUCGCUACAUGCACACCUACUGCCUUCCCCAGAGGAAGCUGCCCGCACAGGCCCCAGAGCCAGACCCCCAGCCCUGCAGCAGCCCCGCCAAGCAGGUCAGACCCCGGCCUCGGUGCCAGCACCCUUCCAAAGCCACCUGGGCUGAGUUCUCCAUCCUGAGGGAACUUCUGGCUCAAGAUAUCCUCUGUGAUGUCAGCAAACCCUACCGCCUGGCCACGCCUGUCUACGCCUCCCUCACACCCCGGGCCCGGCCCAGGCCCAAAGACAGCCAGGCCUCUGCGGGCCACCCCUCCCCCGUGGAGGAGGUGCGGGUCACGGCUUCACCCCAGAGCUCCGGGCCCAGACCCAGCCUGCGCCCGCUGCGGCUGGAGGUGAAAGGGCACAUCAGCCGGUUGGCCAGGCCGCAGCCUGAGGAGGAGGAGGAGGAGGAGGAAGAAAAAGAGGAAGAGGACUGGGGCCGGAAAAGGCCGGGCCGGGGCCUGCCGGGGACCAGGCUGGGGCGGAAGCAGGAGAGCUCCGUGUGCCCCGUGCGGCGUUCCAGGAGACUGAACCCGGAGCUGGGCCCCUGGCUGACGUUCACCGAUGAGCCCGUGGUCCCCGCGGAGCCCCAGGGGGCUCUGCCCUCGCUGCGCCUGGCCCCUGAGGCCUACCACGUGGAGGGGGAGCUGGGCAGCCCCGCUGACGAGGACAGUGGCCAAGACCAGCAGCUCCGACGGGGACCCCAGAUCCCAGCUCUGGAGAGCCCCUGUGAGAGCGGGUGUGGGGACACCGACGAGGACCCCAGUUGUCCGCAGCUCUCUUCUGGAGACUCUCCCAGGUGCCUCAUGCUGGCCUUGUCGCAAAGCCCCACUGGUGACCCUCCUUUUGGCAAGAAGAGCUUCGAGCAGACCUUGACGGUGGAGCUCUGUGGCACGGCAGGACUCACUCCGCCCACCACGCCUCCGUACAAGCCCACAGAGGAAGACCCCUUCAAGCCAGACAUCAAGCACAGCCCAGGCAAAGACAUAGCUCCCACCCUGGAGGUUCCCCAGCUCGGGGCCGCCGCAGAGGCUGCCCGCAAGCUGCCAAAGAAGCACCCAGAGCGGAGCGAGCUCCUGUCGCACCUGCGGCAUGCCACAGCCCAGCCAGCCUCCCAGGCUGGUCAGAAGCGCCCCUUCUCCUGUUCCUUUGGAGACCACGACUACUGCCAGGUGCUCAAGCCAGACGGCGCCCUGCAGAGGAAGGUGCUGAGGUCCUGGGAGCCAUCUGGGGUCCACCUUGAGGACUGGCCCCAGCAAGGGGCCCCGCGGGCUGAGGCACAGGCCUCUGGCAGGGAGGAAGACGGGAGCUGUGAUGUCGGUGCCCCCACCAAGGACAGUACGCUGCUGAGAGACCACGAGAUCCGCGCCAGCCUCACUAAGCACUUUGGCCUCCUGGAGACAGCCUUGGAGGAUGAAGACCUGGCCUCCUGCAAGAGCCCCGAAUACGACACCGUCUUUGAGGACAGCAGCAGCAGCAGUGGCGAGAGCAACUUCCUCCUGGAGGAGGACGACGAGGAGGAGGAGGAUGAAGAGGACUCAGGGGUCAGUCCUCCUCGCUCUGACCACUGCCCCUACCAGAGCCCACCAAGCAAGGCCAGCCGGCAGCUCUGUUCCCGCAGCCGCUCCAGCUCUGGCUCCUCGUCCUGCCGCUCCCGGUCACCAGCCACGCGAAGGACCUUCAGAUGUGAGAGCAGAGGGUCGUGUUCAGACAGAACGCCAAGUGUCCGGCACACCAGGAAGCGGCGGGAAAAGGCCAUUACCCUGGUACAGGGCUGCGAAAAGCUCCUGGUGGCUGAAGGCACGCUUGCAUUGCAGUCUUACUUCGCUGCAAGCCCCACGCUGCUCCAUCCCUCUGUUCCUCUGCAGCUGCAGCCCAGAGGCGAGAAAUACGGCUUCAUCACCUACCGGUGUUCUGAGCACGCCGCCCUCUCUCUGAGGAACGGCGCUGCCCUGCGGAAACACAGCGAGCCCUCCUUCCAGCUGAGCUACGGGGGGCUCCGGCACUUCUGCUGGCCCCGCUACACUGACUACGAUUCUAAUUCAGAAGAGGCCCUGCCUGCGUCAGUGAAAACCAAGUACGAAGCCAUGGAUUUUGACAGCUUACUGAAGGAGGCCCAGCAGAGCCUGCACUGA